AUGUCUACCAGAGAAGGUGCAUUAAAGGCAUACAGGGCAGCAUUAAGGGCCAUGAAUUUGACAUUUAGAGGUGACCGAGAGGUUAUGACUGCAGCAAAGACAAAGUUGAAGAAUGAAAUGAAAGCCGCAAAAUCAAAGGACCACCCUGAAAUGAACGUCGAAGAAAGAAUUAAUCUAUUGAAUCAAGUUGCCACUUAUUUAACAAAAAAUAUAGUUCAAGGAGUGAAGGAAAAGGACGACAACACAUACAUGCUUCGUUUUCAUGAAAAAACAGAAACUAAUAAAAACAUACCUUUGACCAAGCGCAGAAAGGUCACAUUGCAUGCUGGUCCUGUCACAAAGCAAGGUGGCUGUUGCAGUAGUAAGUAG
Molecule: messenger RNA, 369 nt
Organism: Brettanomyces bruxellensis
Lineage: Eukaryota; Fungi; Ascomycota; Pichiomycetes; Pichiales; Pichiaceae
Exons: 1
Coding region: 1-369 (122 amino acids)
Biological process (GO): mitochondrial respiratory chain complex III assembly
Source: RefSeq, a predicted model, not a curated record